Molecule: messenger RNA, 1485 nt
Organism: Vigna umbellata (rice bean)
Lineage: Eukaryota; Viridiplantae; Streptophyta; Magnoliopsida; Fabales; Fabaceae
Product: protein SENSITIVE TO PROTON RHIZOTOXICITY 2-like
Biological process (GO): response to aluminum ion; response to acidic pH
Source: RefSeq, a predicted model, not a curated record
UAGAAAAAUACAAAUUAUUAUGAUCAUUAUUUGGCUGCUCUUCACUUUAUAUAUAAAGAACGUUCCCUCCACAACAUUAUAUCCUUCUCUGUAUGAUCCAAGUCAAAAGCCAAUCUUCACACGAAAACUAAGAUUUGAAACCAUACAGCUACCAUUUUCACAGGUUUGUUGCAGGAAGAUUGAUUCAACAAUGAUGCCAAAGGCUACAUCUUACUCCACAAAGGAUUUUCAAGCAUCUCAAAUGUUUCCUGUGAAUGAAUAUUUGGCUUCAUCUUCUGUUGAACUAAGUUCUUCCUCAACUUCACACUCUUCUACCUCCCUCCUCUGCUAUCUCUCUCUUCUGAAGGACAAGCUAGGUCAGCUGCAGAACCUGGUUGAUGUUCUUGUCACCCCUCGACAUAACCUAACUCCCAUGGCAAUCUCCACCAUGAACGCAACACUCGAAGAAAUCAUAGUGGCAGCCACAUCAAUGAGAUUUACCUGUCAGCAAAUGACUCUUGGUUCCUCUUCAGGUACUAGUAUUGCUAAUGAAUUGCACCGAAACCAGAACCAGCAACAACUUGAUCAUGGUAGCGUAUUAUCACCUCAUCAUCCAUCAAACUUUGGCAACAACAAUAGGGGUAUGCUUAGUAUGAGUAGCAUUAACAUGAGCUCUUAUAUGAUCAGAGGGCAAAGUAAAUUCCUAUCUGGUAUAGAAGGAGGGGCACUGGAUUGGUUUGGUGAAAGAUACAACAAUAACAAUAUUGGAGAUUGUAACAUUAAGGAUGAAGAAGCCGACAGGAACAUCAUGAGAGAGAGUGAUAUAAUCGAAUUGGAUGCUGCUGAUUUGUUGGCCAAGUACUCUUAUUUUUGCCAAGUGUGUGGGAAAGGGUUCAAACGUGAUGCGAAUUUGAGGAUGCACAUGAGGGCUCAUGGGGAAGAGUACAAAACAAAUGCAGCCUUGAGCAACCCAAUGAAAAGCAGGGAGAGUUUAUUGGGUGAGGGAAGUUCCAGCAAGAAAUAUUCAUGCCCUCAAGAAGGGUGUAGGUGGAACCAGAAACAUGCAAAGUUCCAGCCAUUGAAGUCAAUGAUCUGUGCUAAAAACCAUUACAAGAGGAGCCACUGCCCCAAGAUGUACGUGUGCAAUAGGUGCAACCAGAAGCAGUUUUCGGUGCUUUCUGAUUUGAGGACACAUGAGAAGCACUGUGGGGACGCCAAGUGGCAGUGCUCCUGUGGGACAACAUUUUCUAGGAAAGACAAGCUUAUGGGCCAUGUUGCUUUGUUCGUGGGACACACCCCAGCUAUUCAUGGCUUCUCGACAUAUGUUCGAUGAUUCAUCAUCAAGAGCUGCUGAUUAACUCUUCCAGUUUCAGUGUGCAGUAAGUUGGGGAGAGUGAUCUCGAGCAUGUUCACUGCACAAAAAUUCGGUUCGGUUGCAAAUUUUCUGCCAUAGCAUAUCAUUGUACAGAUGUGGUAUAUAUAUAUAUAUAUAUAUAUAUAUAUAUA